This is a messenger RNA of Staurois parvus, 590 nucleotides long. NCBI's taxonomy places the organism in Eukaryota, Metazoa, Chordata, Amphibia, Anura, Ranidae. The record is from the annotation of a GenBank genome assembly.
CCGGGUCAUCUGGCGCUGGAUCGUCUGGCUUGACAGCGGGCAUCGGGUCACCAGGCAUGAUAGCGGGCACUGGGUCAUCAGGCAUUGGAUCGUCUGGCUCGACAGCGGGCAUCGGGUCACCAGGUAUGACAGCGGGCACUGGGUCAGACAUUGGAUCGUCUGGCCCGACAGCGGGCAUCGGGUCACCAGGUAUGACAGCGGGCACUGGGUCACCAGGCAUCAGGUCAUUUGGCUCGCCAGCGGGCACCACGUCAUCUGGCAAGGCAGUGGGCACCGAGUCACCAGGCACGACAGUGGGCUCCGAGUCAACUGGCAUGACCGCGGGCACUGGGUCAGACAUUGGAUCAACUGGCUUGACAGCGGGCAUCGGGUCACCAGGUAUGACCGCGGGCACUGGGUCAUCAGGCAUUGGAUCGUCUGGCUCGACAGCGGGCAUCGGGUCACCAGGCAUGACAGUGGGCACCGGGUCAUCAGGUACCGGAUCGUCUGGCUCGACAGCGGGCACUGGGUCAUCAGGCGUGAUAGGAUCAUCAGGCUGGAUCAGCUGGGUACAGGCAUCAGGCUGAAGUGCGGGUGCCGAGGCACCAGGC